Messenger RNA from Syngnathoides biaculeatus (alligator pipefish), 2315 nucleotides. Its product is annotated as gamma-crystallin M2-like. Gene Ontology annotation, molecular function: structural constituent of eye lens. The record is from RefSeq and is a predicted model, not a curated record. Gene Ontology annotation, biological process: lens development in camera-type eye; visual perception. Bases 1717 to 2250 code for a protein of 177 amino acids. The transcript has 4 exons. Lineage: Eukaryota; Metazoa; Chordata; Actinopteri; Syngnathiformes; Syngnathidae.
CGCCAAGGUGUUUGCCAUGGCCCGACUUGGUCGCCGCCGAAGCACAUGCAUGGCUCGGCAGUGGCUUAGUUACCACUGCGACGUGGGCGUGGCUCAACAGUGUGUUGGUCACCACCACAACGUGGCAGCGGCUUGGUCAGAGAGCAGUGCGAGCUACAAAGAGGCACCCUACUUGGGGGUCCCCUCUGGCUGCCGCGCUGAUGACCCGGAUAGAUGGUCCCCCAGAAAGGAUUGGAGGAAGAGGACUUGGACACACAGGGCGAAGACACUCGGGGGCUGGAGGCAUGGGGUGGGUAACUGAUCACUGGGAGAGAAAAAUCUAAGUCAUUGUCCGAGUCGAAAUCAGACAGACGGUCGUAUAAAUUCAGGUCUUCCUCAUAAUCCAAAAAAGUCGAGCAAAAUAUGUGGUGGAGAGUGGGUUGUAGUUGGAACAUAAUCAGGGCACACGGGUGGUUCAGAUGGCACGGUAAGCGCGGACAACGAGACGGAACCCACCUGGAUAGGAGAAGUUUGGUCCUCAGGCUGGGAUCACUGGAAGGCAGGCAAGCGCCUGGGUCCUGUUCUGGCCAGUUCGUUCUGUCAUAAACCAGUGGCAUGGGGACGGACCCAAAUGCAGGACUUCCAGGCAAAGGGAUAAUGUUCAGAGUGCUUACAUUACAAAAACAGGUAAAUUCCAAAAGGCAGUCCAAAACGAGGCAGAGGCACCAAAACGCUAGACUAGGCAAGAUCCCAAAAACAUGUGAAACAAGGUUCAAUGACUAUGAGGCAAGCUAAGAAGCAUAACAAGAUGUGAUCAAACUAAAAGGGUACGAUUCGCUGUGACAAAGAAUUGCUCUACACUAAUUUAUGCACCGUAGCGAAGUAUCCCAGAAUGCAGUGAAGCAUGUGUAAUGAACUGGCAAAUGGCGAUGACACAUUUUCCACUUAAGUACUGUAGGGAUUUGCGAGUUUGGACCCUAUGCGUGUUCACGAAUUGAGGAAGAUAUGACCAAUGAUUAGAAAAAGUUAAAAACAAAUGGAUGUAUUACAAAGGAAUGUGCAGUACAGACGUCCGGGUCUUAUCGAGGUAUCUGCCGCACACAAGACGUGUGUCUUCUGGCAGGAUAGCCAAAGAAGAAGACAAGAGCUGCCCAGAAACGCGUGAUUUUUAUAUGUAUGGGUCCAUGGUAAAAGUGGCUAUAAUCUAUGUAAAAGUGGCUAAAAUGUAUGUAAUUGAUACGGUCGACAUUUUCAUUAGGGUUAAUAGGGGAAAGAGCGGAAAUUACAGGCAUAUUUUCCAAACCAGCAACUACCUGAUCAGCCAGUUUAUAGUCAUCUGAGACACCACGGGGGACGCCAAUAGCAGAAAUGUAGGUGGGGUCGUCAGCACCGAGCCAGGUAGACUUGGACCUACGUGAACGGUGUAAUAGGCUAAGAGCUUCCUUGAAGUUUUCAGGAGCAACCGCCAGAUCAUCUUGGGUGAGAGGAACAAUGGAAAUAGGCAAAAGUAAAGUUACUAAUGCACAUCUGCCCGUACUGUUGCGCAGGAGGCGGUCGAAGAGACGGUUUCCUCCGCACCACCACCACACAUGAGUACGGCUGACAGGUUGGAAGAAAGGUGUUUCAUGGGUCUCUGCACACUGAUCAUCAGAGAUAUUGUCAAUAGGGGCACCAUUAUCUUUAAGGAAAAUACAGGUGUUGCUAUAAAAAGCCUUGGAAACAUGAAAAAUAUCUCCAAUGGACACAAUGGGCAAGAUAAUCUUCUACGAGGACAAGAACUUCCAAGGGCGCAGCUAUGAAUGCAACACAGAUUGCACGGACCUUCACAUCUUCAUAUAUCGCUGCAACUCCGUCCGCGUGGAAAGCGGCUGCUUCAUGAUCUACGAGCGAGCCAACUUCAUGGGCCACCAGUACUUCAUGAGGAGGGGAGACUAUCCUGACUAUCAGAGAUGGAUGGGCUUCAGCAGCUCCAUUCGCUCAUGCAGGAUAAUUCCCAUAUACCGAGGCUCAUACAAGCUGCGAAUUUUUGAGAAGCCUGACUUCAGUGGUCACAUGAUGGAGUUCAUGGACAAAUGUGCCUGUGUGUCUGACCGGUUCCAUCACCGCCAUAUCUACUCCUGUAAUGUCAUGAAUGGGUUCUGGAUCUUCCAUGAGUACCCCAACUUCCGAGGGCGCCAGUACUUCCUGAGGCCUGGCGAGUACCGACGGUACCGCGACUGGUCUGCCACCUGCGCCAUUGUCGGUUCCUUUCGGAGGGUCACUGAGUUUUAGCCAUCAAGUGAAAACCUUGCUGUAAAUAUCAAAUACUUCAUUAAAAAUGUCUGAUCUUUAACUGA